UUUUCUUCAUUCAUUCCAUACAUAUUUGUCUCUCCUUUACUUGCCUCUCUUUAAUAUUCCCUUUUGUAGUAGUAAUAACCACUCAAAAGGGCAUUUACUUCAGUCUCAAAAAUGGCUUUGUCUCUUAUCCUUCUAGCUCUCUUAGUAUUGUGUCCUAUUAGCGGUUACGGCCAGCGUUCUCCUUCGCCUGGAUACUACCCGAGUUCCCGAGUACCGACCUCUCCUUUUGAUCGCGAAUUCCGAACUCUAUGGGGCUCUCAACACCAACGUAGAGAGCAAGAUGUUGUUACUCUUUGGCUCGACAAAUCCACUGGUAGUGGAUUCAAGUCUCUUCGUCCAUACCGGUCGGGCUACUUUGGUGCUUCCAUUAAGCUUCAACCAGGCUUCACGGCUGGAGUUGAUACAUCCCUCUACCUAUCAAACAACCAAGAGCAUCCUGGAGACCACGACGAGGUCGAUAUCGAGUUUCUAGGGACGACGCCGGGGAAACCUUAUUCGCUUCAAACGAACGUAUUCGUUAGAGGAAGUGGCGACCGAAAUGUAAUUGGGAGAGAAAUGAAAUUUACCUUAUGGUUCGACCCUACUCAAGAUUUUCACCAUUACGCAAUUUUGUGGAAUUCUAACCAAAUUAUAUUCUUCGUAGAUGAUGUACCAAUACGUACGUAUAACAGAAAGAAUGAAGCUACGUUCCCAACAAGACCGAUGUGGGUUUACGGGUCGAUAUGGGAUGCAUCCGACUGGGCCACGGAAAAUGGAAGGAUCAAAGCUGACUAUAGAUACCAACCAUUUGUGGCUAAGUACAAAAACUUUAAGCUAGCCGGAUGCACAGCUAAUAGUGUAAGCUCAUGCAGACCGCCAUCGUCUGCGCCAGCCCGCAACCAAGGGUUGAGCCGGCAGCAAAUGGCGGCCAUGGCAUGGGCACAAAGGAACUUCUUGGUCUAUAACUAUUGCCAUGACCCGAAAAGAGACCAUACUCAAACACCAGAGUGUUAAAAAACACACACAUAAACAAACAAAAGCAACAAAAGGUUUUAAUAAUUUUUAUUUUGCAUUAUCAAAAACAUACAUUAAAGUUAAUAAUGGGAGAGAGGUCUUGUGACGGGUCCACACUGGAAACUAAAUUGAAGCAGUUGAGCGUCCGGUCCUCUCUAUGAUUUGUGAUUAAAAUUUAAAGAAAGGGUUUUGUUUUUUCUUUUCAAUACUUUGUAAUGUUUCCAUUUGAUAAUUUCCUUGUAAUUGUGUGAUCAUAUUAUUAUAUAUAUGGUAUUUGUAUUGUUGUGUGAACCAAAGAAAAAAAAAGAGUUGUCUUUUCGACA
Capsella rubella is the source of this 1316-nucleotide messenger RNA. RefSeq names its product xyloglucan endotransglucosylase/hydrolase protein 31. Gene Ontology annotation, cellular component: apoplast; cell wall. Gene Ontology annotation, biological process: xyloglucan metabolic process; cell wall biogenesis. The record is from RefSeq and is a predicted model, not a curated record. The transcript is spliced from 4 exons. Gene Ontology annotation, molecular function: xyloglucan:xyloglucosyl transferase activity; hydrolase activity, hydrolyzing O-glycosyl compounds. NCBI's taxonomy places the organism in Eukaryota, Viridiplantae, Streptophyta, Magnoliopsida, Brassicales, Brassicaceae. The coding region runs from base 112 to 993 and encodes 293 amino acids.